Messenger RNA from Papaver somniferum (opium poppy), 1371 nucleotides. Its product is annotated as probable ubiquitin-like-specific protease 2A. NCBI's taxonomy places the organism in Eukaryota, Viridiplantae, Streptophyta, Magnoliopsida, Ranunculales, Papaveraceae. Gene Ontology annotation, biological process: proteolysis. The transcript is spliced from 7 exons. The record is from RefSeq and is a predicted model, not a curated record. Bases 189 to 1157 code for a protein of 322 amino acids. Gene Ontology annotation, molecular function: cysteine-type peptidase activity.
CUUCCUAAGAAAGAACCUUUGACUUAUCUGUCCUGUACAGUACAAACAAACACGUUCUUUAGUGUUUUACUCCAUCAGUCCGACUCCGUCCUACCGACCGGAGAGAGAAAGUGUCUUUAUGGAUUCAAUAACCCAACCAAUGCACUUCUAGUUCUAGGUACCACUACCAUUACACUGUCUUUCUCACCAUGGGAAAAAAGAAGAACAAAGAAAUGAUUAUCAUACUUGAUGUUGAAUCAGAAACUUCAGAUUGUUCCGAGGAGGUUCCAAAGACUAUAACCAGGCCUACGUCCCUGGGAUUAGUAGAGAAGUUCGAUAAAUCACCAUCCGGUCCACCCCUACGUAUAAACUGUACCAUACCUCAACGAAAGCAAUCAAAGAUGCGACGUGGGAAAAUUUAUUCAAGUAUCUCUACCCUAAGUAAGCCAUCAAAAAAGAUAAUGGAUAAGAAGGUUCCAAUCCGCAAGCAAGAUCAGAAUUCAAAAAACUUUCCUCGACGUGAGCCAUCAAAGAGGAUAAUUAACAGCAAGAUUCCAGUUCGCAAGGAAAAUCAGCUUGACACGAACAAGUUUCACUCCUACUUCGAGGAUAUUGUAUGGAGCUCCUUUUCGGCAGAAAGAAAGAACUCUUUCGCAUAUAUGGAUUGCAUUUGGUUUUCCUUGUACAGGAAAGCGUUGUCCAAGGAAAGGGUGUUGGCCUGGGUUAAGAGCAGACAUAUUUUUUCAAAAAAAUAUGUUUUUGUUCCCCUUGUAUGCUGGAGUCACUGGAGUCUGUUGAUCUUAUGUCACUUUGGAGAAAGUUUGGAGUCUACAACUACAAAACCAUGCAUGCUGCUACUGGAUUCCCUUGAAAUAGCAGAUCCAAGGCGGUUCGAACCUGAUAUAAGAAAGUUUAUAUUGGACAUUUAUAAAGUUGAAGGCAAACCGGAUCACAAAAAGACAAUUGGGAAAAUUCCUCUGUUGGUGCCAAAGGUGCCACAACAAAAGAAUAAAGAUGAUUGUGGAUUUUUUGUUCUCUACUUUAUGGAAAUGUUCAUGCGAUGUGCUCCAGACAAUUUUAGCAUUGACAAAGGCUAUCCUUACUUUAUGGAUGAAAAUUGGUUUAGUGCUGAAAGCGUGCAAACCUUCUGUGAGAAAGUCACUUUCUUUUGUAGGUGAAUCUACUCUCAUACACUACAGUGUGUUGUUUUUCAACUUACUCUAUGGAUCUGUUUUCAGAAAUCGGAUCAACUACUUAGAAUGGAUACAUGUUCAUUAGUCAUAUAGAAUGAAAUUAGGGAAUCUAUCAGUUGUAUAUUAUGACAUUAGAGGGAGGAAAGAAAUCUACACACUCUUUGGAUGAGUUUUUAACAUGUCUGAUUAUUUUUUAUCA